CUUGACGCUGUUCCUCCUCGAUUAUCCUGGCAAUCCUGACUGGCAGUACUUGAUCGGCACUAGGGUUCUAUGUUGCAUCGCUGAAUGGCUAAAAACGUUGACAGCGCAUGGCUAGUUCACCGUCAUACCAAUACCUAGAGAACUACCACGACUGAGUGGCGAGCGACGCCACUACGUCCAUCUAACGUUUACAAAGCUAUCUCAUUGUAUUAACCUUACCGGCUUAUUCGAAGCUCGUUUCUUUCGUCAUCUACCCAUCGCUGCUCCUACUCCUUUCUAAAUUCCAUUCACGAAGCAAAAGGAGGGUGUCAUAAGCUGUAUCGUUUUGCUGUCCCUGAGCACCCUCUGUUCUUUCAUCAUUUCAAUCAAAGACUAUAUAGAUUCAUUACGAUGUCAAAACUGUUAGAUGCCUUGAAAAGUCGAAUACCUAAUCGGCGAUUGCAAGAAAGAUCCUAUCGACCACUAGAUGCGGGAGAGAACGAGCGACUCACAUCUCCGUCGCCUUCGACCUCGACGCUGGUCGACGAAUCGCAGCACUCCAGUCAAUAUCAAAAGAUCAAACAAUGGUAUCCCAGGGUACUACUUUUGGUGUCUGCCUUGACGCUGUUCGUGUCGUCGACGACAUUCAUCCAGCAACACCGCCAUAGGGCAGGAGACGUGCAGUGUACGCGACGCAUGUCAGCGCCAAGCCCUCUGCUCGAGGCGGUUGAGUACGAAUGGCGCUCUUUCGAUGACUCCUAUAAGCCCGAUGUUUAUAGUGGCUAUCCAAGCGAGAAGUCUGAAAAAGCGUGGGGUGACUUAUGGGAUUUUGGAGCAUUCAGUGUCCCUCUAGAUUCGCUUCGGGGACUCAACAAGUCUUCAAUUGACGGAAAUUUUCGGAAUAUCGAAGACGAGCUCGGUGGCGGAGUGGGUGGGCUGCUAGAAGGAGCGCAUCAAAUUCAUUGCUUGAAUUUAGUACGACAGUUUAUUUAUCGUGACCACUGGGACUAUAGCCAGUUGCCUUCGUUUAGUGGUGGCCCGGCCACACGGAGGCAUCAUGUGGACCAUUGUGUAGCAACGCUCAGGAAAGUCUUGACGUGCCAGAGCGAUGUCACACCUUACGUAUAUCAAGUGCAGUUAGAUGGGACAGCUAUUGGGGCAUCAGCUCCAAGGAAAUGUCGCAAGUUUUCAAAGCUUGUUGACUGGGUUAACAACCAUUCUUUGUUUGACACUGUAGAAUGAAAUAGAGUGAUAGGUACACUAAGAAAUCGUGGUUACAUCAUAUUAGGG
This is a messenger RNA of Xylaria bambusicola, 1269 nucleotides long. RefSeq lists its product as uncharacterized. The record is from RefSeq and is a predicted model, not a curated record. Lineage: Eukaryota; Fungi; Ascomycota; Sordariomycetes; Xylariales; Xylariaceae. The transcript has 4 exons. Bases 391 to 1221 code for a protein of 276 amino acids. Gene Ontology annotation, biological process: mycotoxin biosynthetic process.